Molecule: messenger RNA, 840 nt
Organism: Empidonax traillii (willow flycatcher)
Lineage: Eukaryota; Metazoa; Chordata; Aves; Passeriformes; Tyrannidae
Gene: RIPPLY2
Product: ripply transcriptional repressor 2
Exons: 3
Coding region: 145-711 (188 amino acids)
Biological process (GO): negative regulation of transcription by RNA polymerase II; embryonic pattern specification
Cellular component (GO): nucleus
Source: RefSeq, a predicted model, not a curated record
UCAAGUGCGAUUAACACCGACCCGCCAAAUCCCCCCCCGCCCCCGCUUCCCCUUCCCGGGCCAUUUGGGGCAUGCACGCGCCCGCGCCCCGUGUUUACACGGCGGCGCCUUCGCGCGGAGCCUUUUUGUGGAUGGCGCUGGCAGAUGAGCCGGGGGAGGUGGGGGCUCCGCGCCGCGCAGCGCCCGCCGCCACCGGCUAUAAAAGCCUCCGGGCCCGCGGCCGGCAGGGCCAGGCGAGCGGCCGCGGACCGGCGGAGGAUGGAGGGCGGCGGCAGCAGGGGGUGCGCCUGCCCCCGCCCGCUCUCGGUAGCGCUGCCCCCACAGGGGUACGCGCCCCUCUCCUCCUCCCCGCGGUUCGCGGAGCGGCCCGGCCCUGCCCUGACGGCCCUGCCCUUGCCCUGCAGCCCGGCGCCCUUCUGGAGACCGUGGUUGCCAGCGCUGGGCGAGGAGGCCCCGCGGAACGUCCCCGGCCCCGCAGCGCCUCACAGCCCCGGUGGGCUGGCGAACGCCUCCCGGAAAGUGGAGCAGUACACGCACCCCGUUAGACUAUUUUGGCCCAAAUCAAGAUGCUAUGAUUACUUGUAUCAGGAAGCUGAAGCACUUCUGAAAAACUUUCCAGUUCAAGCCACAAUUUCCUUUUAUGAAGACUCAGAUAGUGAAGAUGAUGAAGAUGAACUAGAACAAGAUUCAAGAACAGAAUCAGGUUGCUGAUUGCAGGGAAGGCCAAUGCCACUUCUAAGACUUAAUUUAAACUUAAUAUAAAUAUGUAUUAUAGUAUUUUUAAAUAUAAUUUAUUUCUAUGUAAGUUAUUCUUAAUAAAACUGAGAUGUCUUAUAAUUU